GCUAGGGCGGGUCUCGCGGAUUGUGACGGAUGCAAAACAAAGGUUACAGGCGGUUGGGGCUCAAGUGCGCCCGCGCAACGACGUUGCUAGGAGAAGAGCGGAGGCGCGGAUACAGAGGCAGGAGUGCGCAAGACAACAGUAGCACGCAGGCGCGGCAUUAGCCGAGGGUCUCUCUUCGCAGGCGCAGUUGCUCGUAGGCGGUGGCAGGUAGCGCGCUGCGCAGGCGUGUCGACGGCUGGGUGGUUCCUUCCUCUUUCCUUCCUAUCUGAGCGUUCGGAGGGUGUGAGGUGCUGCCGCCAUUUUGUCAGGAGUCCCGGUGCCAGCUCGGCCGCGGCCAUGCGUCCUGGAGUGAAGCUGUUCGUGGGGAACGUGCCCGAGGAGGCCACGGCCGAGGAGCUGGGCGAACUGUUCACGGGCGCGGUAGGCCCGGUGCUCGGCGUGGCCCUCAUGAAGCAGUUCGCCUUCGUGCACCUGCGGGAUGAGGCGGCCGCUGUCCGCGCCAUCUCCCAGCUCAACGGGCACCAGCUGCAUGGCCGCCGCAUCGUGGUGGAGCCGUCCCGCCCGCGGCCCACCAACACCUGCAAGAUCUUCGUGGGUAACGUUUCGGCGGCCUGCACCAGUGGAGAGCUGCGUGCGCUCUUCCAGCAGUACGGGCCCGUGGUGGAGUGCGACGUGGUGAAAGGAGACACAAUCAUGGAACAGGGGUUGGUACUCCUUUCCAUUGCACCUGCAGAGCUGUUUCAGGUGAUAUGGACCUGCCACCAGAUGCAACAUGGAGGGAAGUUGAAACUGUAUUAUCCACUGCUAAAGGCAGACCGAGAUCAACCUGAUGAUCUUCCCACUUGUAACUGAUCAUUACCUGCUGAGUGUUUUGCCUUAAUAAAGAUUUUAGCUCCAUCUGCUGAGAAAGUGAAUCUUAAUCCACCACCACCCAUUUUAGCAAUCAUGAGAGGGCAUCAACACUUGAGAUAAAAACAGCCCUUCUGUUGGCUCAAAACAAACAGACUAUGCACAAGAAACCACAAACUGCCCUGUCUUGCCUGCAAAGGGUUAGAAAUGAGCUUACAUCAAGUCUGCUCCUUUGUCAGCCAUGCAGAUUUUCAAUGGGCAUAUCUGCUUUGGGUACAAGCUUCUGCCAAAACAGGCAGAGGAAGAAUGGAUCACACUGAGGGUUCAUUUACUCCAGUUUCUUGUCUCCCAAGAGCAGCCAACACCAGAUAGUUCAGGGAAAGGAAAUCUGCAGCAGGCAGUGAUGGGAUAACUGCCUCUCCUUGUAGUUAGAAGUUGGCUUGUGCCCUCAUUGCUUCCAAAACACCUGCUUAUUUUUAAUGUCUCUUCUAACUCUGAUUAUUCUCAUUAACUAUGCAAGUGUCUAAUAUCCUGCAGAGCUUAUGGCCUCUAUGAUGUCAUGUGGCAAUGAGUUACAUAGGCUAGUUCUACAUCAUCUGGUGGCUUGCAAGAAGUGAACUGUGGUGGAAUUCAGUCCCCCAUCACUUAAAUCUGCAAACAGAAAUUGGACGUAUCUUUUUAAAGCUAUGCUUUAGCUCAACCCUAAGCAAUAGGGCUUGAUGUAGAAAUAACUGGGGGGUGGGGUUCUCUGGAUUGUGAAAUGCCGGUCAAACUAGAUGAUCAGAGUGGCCACCUCUAGUUUGAACUCUCAUGACUUGAGCAGGUGCCUGCAUGAACAAAACCAAUACAAUUGUCACUCACUUGUCAGUCUCUUAGCCCAAAGGCUGACUAGUAUUUAGAGUACUCUGAAUGCAGUAAUGAUGGACUCCCCCCCAACCCCCCACUCCAGCUAUUUGACAGUAACCAACAGCUGUAACUCAUGUUGCUGCUGCCUACAGUGUAGUUGUAGGGAUACAAGUAAGACUUCAAUCUCAAGAUGCCCAUGUAGCCACCAUGAACAAAUUCAAUUGGAAAAAAAAGAUGUUUCACAGGGAGGAGGAGGGCUAUUGUCUACCAAGCAACCUUGUACCCCAAGGUGUGUGUUUUCUGUAAGGGGGAGUCUUUCUUGAAAGCAAGCAGCAUUAUUAAUAAAAACACAUUGCAAGAGCAGCUAGAGGCUAACCAGCUCAGUCUGACCAUGCUAGGCACUGUGCAAACAAUUGCAUAUUGUAGGAGCCUAGAGACCCCAGCAUAGUAAGCACUGUAUAAACACACAGCGAAAAGAGAGGCCCUGCAGCAAAGGACCUCUAAAGAGACAUGGCAAACAGAAGGUGGCAUGAUAAGCAACAGUCACAGCAUCACAUGUGCAGAAUGUUGAGCUUUUGGUAGAUUGUAUGAUAGAGGAGAGUUUUAAGGAAGGGCUGUGUAAGAUGACAUAGGUGUUGAAUGUUUACAGAAAAUGCCCAAAGAGCUUAGGUCCACACAUCAACAGUAUUUGAGGAUCCACACCUUAUUUUUGUUGCCCUAAUGUAGCCAGAAAGGCAGUGAUCACCAGCUGCAUAAGGUGGCAGUUUUCGGGAUGUGUUAGUUGGAGGAUAAGGAGAUGGCUUUCCAGAUUUGGAUAGGGAGCUUUUCCCUACAGGAAAAAGGCAGCAUAGGACAAUGCACAAAGGUGGUGGUGGUGAGAGAGGGUAUUUAAAACACAAGAGAGUGGAGGAGUGUAGAAAAUGGCCUCAGCUGAUCAGAUGAGACCUGUGGAGGCUUCUUACACUAUUUCUGUUUUCCUACUCAUUUAUUCACUAGACUAGAUUAGGUAGCUAGAUUUGAGGAUAUCAGGGAUCUUGAGACAGGGGCGGCAGCAGCAGGAAACCCCACCCCCAGGAAGAGAACCAACUACAAUGGCCCACUAAGCAGGCUACAAGGAAGCAAGAUUUAAUAGCAGGAUGGCUAUGAGACAGCUUUGGAUAAGUUCAAAAAGCUAACAAAGUACAAGGGGAGCAGUGGUUGGGAAUAUCAGUGCCAUGGAAAAAAAAACCCUCCUCAUUCUAAGCCUACACCAGCUCAACCGCUGUUUCGUCACUGAGCAGAUAAGGCCCUUGUAUGUCACCUUGAGACUGCUGAAGUUAAUAGGCAAGGUUAAUAGGCAAACACGGAGAAGGCAACUGCUGUGAGUGUACCUCCAUGUACUCCUCUGGGAAUGCACAUCAGAAGCAUUUCUUGUAUCCACACUUUUUGUGCAGGAUCUCAGUCAGGUAUUUUACCAAGCUCAGGAGCUUUUCCUCUUUUGCAACUAAAUCAUAAACUGCCACUAGCCACCUCCUCACACACUACAGAUCUGAUUAGAGAAUCGUGGUAGUAAGACAGUCAGAGUAGACUAAAACUAGAUGGAAAUAGAUUUGUUCAGGCACCUCCAACUCUGAACUUGGCUCAUGUCCUUCAAGUUUAUCAAGAGAGACAUACAGCUGCUCUCUUCAGAGGGAUUUGAGAAGAGCUGAGCUGACAGCAGCAGGGUUGCUGCUGCAGAGAUCUACUUACCUCCUUAUCUCUUUUUCAAGCUGCAACUUUUUCACAAGAGGAAACUGCUGAGAAGCAGUGACAUGAGCCUGUGACUCUUUCCCCAUGCAGCAUGGACCCUAUAUACCCUGAAGAGGGAGUUCCACAUCAAAGUAGCAUGAAUAAGGCUGUAAGUCCUGCAAUAGCUGACCACUGAGAAAUUCCUGCCUACUGUAGCCUCUCAAAGGGUAUAGCUUAGACCUAGACAAUGCUCAGAGGUGAACUAGAAAGGACUAGUGCAUAAUGCAAUGGCUGAGGACUCUGGGGACCUGAGUUCAAUUGCCAAUUCAGCUACCAUUUUUUCCUAGUGUUACUGAGUCCCUGCUCCUGCCCCUUGUCUUGUCUAUUUAGACUGUAAUCUUUGUAAUAGCUAUACGUAUUUACAGUGCAUACCAGAAUGGGACCCCCACUCUCCUUUGAAGUUCCAGGCACUACUAUAAAUAGUGGCUUAAGUACUCUGUCUUGAACUGUUUCAUUCCAUAAAAUCACUCUCACAAGCUUAGACCAGGCACCAUGCAUGGUUCUGGUUUACACAAGACACAAGUAUACUCAUCUGUUAUAAGUGUUUAUUUUGCUGGAAAAAGAGAGGUGGUCAAACGAUGCUAAACUUCAGAGAGAAGGAGAGUUACAGGUUAUAUUCCAAAAAUAAUGUGGGGGCAGGAGAGACGACUCCAGAGUGCAGGCUAGAACUAAGGGGAGCAGGCUUUGCAAUACUACGUUGAUAUAAUAUUUCAUACCUAAUUAAGACUGGUUAUUCACCUUUAAAAACAAACAUACUAUUAAAUAGGCAAGCUACAAACUGAACUGCAAGAGGAAGACAGUAAUCCCAAGCACGUCUCCAAAAAAGAGUAAACUGGCAUUGCAACUACUCUAGCUCAAAAGCUGGGCUUAGAUUGGGUAAAGGGUACUAACGUCCCAAAGAGCAGCAGAGAAUAAUGGCUCUAGGGUCAUAGGAAAAUAAAAGGCCAAAAAAUUAUUCAAAGCAAUUUCUGAAAAAUAAAAAAGAAAAAGGAAGUUACUUUUCACUACACUUUGACGAGAGACAAAUGUCCAUUAAGAGUAAAUGCAUUAGCCGUGAUCAGUAUGCUUUGAAGCCCAGCACAGUUUGACACGUACGAUAUAGAUUUCACGUGCAACAGGAACCCGACGUCCAGCCGCACAUAUCCUACCUGAAAGAUAAAAAGCACAAUUCAUUCAAAGGCCUGAAGACAGAUUUCUGCCCUCAAAUACACUCAGGCCACCUUGAGUCUCCUGUACAAAGAAGAGGCGCAUUUCCUAGAGAAGAAGUCAACCUAUUUGUUCCUGAAAGCCACAAAAGUCAACAUGAGAAAUCCUUAAUGGUUAUGAAAUUAAUGAGGUUCCUGUUUCCAAGCUCUGUUUUAAUUGGGUCCAAAACCAAAGACAUAAAAUUGAGCUUCAUGUUUACUCCUUGGUCUUGGCUGUGGUUUGGUCAAACAAGUCCAGGCUUUUGCUUUUACCACGAAGAGCUGCUCGUUUACAGAAUUCAUUGCAUUUAUAGAGAAAACCACUUCAUGUGUAAUUAUACUCCAUUUAUUUCCUGUUAGAGACAACUGUAUGUAAACUGAGCUCCAAACACUGAAAAAAACUAAGAUUAUAUUUGUACGGGAAUGGGUCCUUAAUGACCAACGUCUGAGUUUUGAAAAAAAUACUCCAGAGCAUGUGCAGGCAGCCCUCCCACACUGGAGUCCAUUUCAAGUUCUUUCAGUUAAAAGAUUAAGUUUCUAGUCUUUAGACAGCCUUCCUAAUCUGACCAUACAGCACAUCUGAGUCCACAGGCAGAUCUAGUGCUUCUGCUGAUGCUCAUCAUUUUGCCAAGCAGCAAAACUACACUGAUUCUGUUCAUUGCUGCUGUUUAGAACUCCUUAGGCAGAGCUAGGAAGCCAACAACCAAGUCAGUUUCACUUUAUAGCUGCUUGGCAAAGCAAACACCACCAGCAGGGGCUGGAGCAGCAGAAUCCUCAUCCUGGCCCUUCCCUUCCAACAGCCAGCUGGUGUGGGAAGAAGAGAAAGCUCCUUUUUCCUGUAGUUAGAGGGCAAUGACGCUCCAAGCCAACUGGACCUCUAAUAGCCAGAGCUAUUACCGAAGACCAAAUGAUCACAUGGGGCCCAGGAUGGACAUCCUGAUUAAAAUCCCUGUGCCCACCCCCACUACUGGGGUGACAAGAGGUGCACAGAGGGCUUCCAUCAGUACAUUGACCUGGUCCUUUACAACAGGCCCGCUCCACCAGACCUAAUUCUAGGUUGCAGGGAAGGUUUUUCCAAGGACAAAGUAGUUCUGCUUCUUAGAAUGUGCCUAAACAGAAAGUUUUAGAGAAGGCAUCUGCUGUGCUGUAGCUAUUGGUAUGACUGGGCCAAUUAAAGAAUCACUGUAGUUUAAUACAGUUAAGUGUAGCAUUCAAGUUAUGGCAUUAACAAAACCCUAUUCAAAUAUCUUCUCUGAAAUGCAGUAGCAUCAAGACCUCCAGCCCAUUUAGAAGCUCAUCUUCUUGCCAUUGAUCUAAGUUUCCAGAACAUGGACUAAAAAUAGCUCCCAGGGUUGAGGAUGUUCUUGCUCACAAUUCAAAGACAGCUUGAAUUAAACAAGAGAAAGAAUUAAGAAAUCAGAUAACUCAGUCUCCAGAAGAUUUUGAGUGAAGUCUUCAAAAGCACCAAAAUGAUACAGGAACCCAAGUCAACAGGGGUUAGGCACUUUUGAAGAUUUUGCCUUUUGGCCUUUAAACAAUGACCAAGAAAUUUAGGUUUAAAAACCCCGUUUACUUUACACAAGGUUUCUUUUAAUAAAGUUUAAAGUGCCUGAGGACCCUGCUUACUUGCAGAAACUGCUUCCUGAACACAGACUCAGCAGCUGACUUUAGGGUUUAAGGGUAAAAUGUUCCAAAGUGCCUAAGUGAUUUAGAAGCCUAAAUCCCAGCAGACAUGGUGUCUUCUAUUCAGCUUGGUGUCUUCUUGCACUGAAACUGAAACCUAUUACAAGAUUCAUUGCAACCCUACAUGAACCCGACAGCUUUUGAGAGAGGAUGCAGAAUGGCCAUACUCAGUGGGGGAAUCAGUAGAUAACUCCCCAGUGCACUGCAUCAAAAGCAACCCCUGGAAAUGCACUGUCUGUGCCUCUUCUGCUGUCAUCAAAUAAGUCAUUGAAGAACAAUAUGCUACUACCUGGGCUAAACUCAGCUCAGAGUACAAUGCUGUUAUUUGAGUCAGAAACUUCUGAUCUCUCUCAGUACUUUUACCAUUGAAUCCUGGCCACGUGCAACAGGAGCCCUGGCAGAUUCCCAGGUCCUUCCCACGAGGGGUGGUGCAGUGACAAGGCAAGAACCUUUAUGCAAGGUGAGCUGAGUGAAGAAUCCAACCCUGUAAAAUGAAGUCCCUCCCAUGACAACAGACUGGGAGCAAAUUGGACACACCAACUACACCAGGCGUGCAAGAGGGGGCUCAGAUUUAAGAUGAGAAUUCUAAUCCUCCAUCAAAUCCUCUGGCCCCUCCUAAAUCACCUAGUAUCACCAUGCCACAAGCUUCCAACUGUUUAAACUGAGGCAAGUUAAAGCAGUUGUGGGUGAAUGCUCCUGGUCCUUGGGAGCAGGCAUUAUGGUAAACAGGAUGCUCAAUGGCAGGAAUGAACGAGACAGUGACCAUUGUCUUCAAUGUAAGACAUUCUCCUGACUCUCAGGCAAUUUAUAAGCUCCAAAUAUUUUGUGAACAGUAUUUGUGGUAGUUCAGACAAGUAAGACACUGUCCCUGCCCUCAAGGCCUUAACUCCCUGACUCAUCUCUGCUCCUGAAGUCCCAAGAGGAGCAGACUGUGUGCCAGUAACUUCUUUCAUCUUUGACUCAUUUGGCACGUGCCCUCCCACUUCCUAAAUUAGACUACUACAGCUCCCUCUCUGUGGGGGCUCCCACAAGGCCAUUGGGAAGCUUCAUUUACUGCAGAAGAGACUGAUCAGAGGAAACUAUACCCACGCUCCACACAAUAGUUGUAAGUUGUUUCACCUGGAGAUUUGUGCUUACUGCAAUUUACAAUGCCCUAGAUAUUCUGGGUCCUAAAUAGCUCCCCACAACAUCAUGUCCCAGAGCAUGAGUUUGAAGGAUCACCACUGCAAAGGGGGGGGAGGGAAGAGCUCUCAACAAUCCUCUAAUCAUAAGUCUGAAAUUGGCUAUUCUUAGAGUAUAGUGACAACUGUAAUCAUGCUCUGGCCUUUAACUGCAGGAAUUUGAAUCCCCUUGAUAAUUAAUCCCCUGGCUGUAUCCCCAUAAUUCCAUUUCUGGACUUAUUAAUGUAGCUGUAUAGUAGCAGCAUGGGUAAUAUAAAACAUGGUCUAUUUGGGGGAAAUGUUCCAAGCCCUACAUGUACAUCUGUUUCAGUUAUAUGCACAAUGCACUAGAUACUGUGGUGACAGAUACAUCAGAAAAACAUGCAGUAUUUCUAGACUUGUCUCAGUUUAGAUUUCGUUUUUACAUCCUGGCUUUGGAAAGUGUCUACUUCCAAGUAAGAGGCCUGAUGCAUUAUUAAUGUAAAGUCCUAACAAGGGUCAAAGCUUUGCCAAAUACCUGACAAGUGAAAUUCAGAGUUUAAUAGGUGUAAGGCACUUUUUGCUACCAUCCAGUGAUACAGGGUCAAAUGUGCCCCUGUAGCACCAUGUAUAUUAAGUACUUAACCUAGGAAGAGGAUGCCCAGGUCCUCAAAGUAUCUGGACAAAAACCUAUGAACUAGACCGGAAAGUGCUCUCACCUCCGACUCAAAACGCAGAGUACCGCGCCCUGUCCGCAUACGACUCCCGCCCGAACCGCUGAACGUCGUAGAGGGAGGCCCGAGCGACCGACGAGACUGGAGACAGCUGACAACGUUCAUAACCGUACGCCUCUCCGACGGUGGUGGCCGCGGUUGCCGUGCGACGCAGGGGGCUUCUAUCCCGGGUGUAAUAGGUGGAGGAUGCGGCUGCUGCAGCAGCAGUUGCAGCUGCAGCGACUGCCGCUGCUGCUGCUCCCGGGGUUGGCAGCAGCGCUCUAUCGUAAGGGUCUAGGGUAGUAGUGAGGCGAUUGGCCAUGGCUGUGGUGGCGGCCAUGGCUGUGGUGGCGGCCAUGGCUGUGGUUUGUACUUGGGAGUAUUGCGCGUACUGCGAAUACUGGGCCAUUGUUUGCUCUGCAUAGGCGUCGUAUGCAGAUGCCGUAGCAUAGGGCCUCACCCGGUAUCUUUUGUAGUAGUCGACCAUUGCUCCAUACCCAUCAUCGUAAUACAUGGUCUCCCCAUAGCCCGCGGGGUAGGGAGUGCGCACCGCUCCAUACUGCUCAUUAUAGGUUUCGGUAAAGUCAGGCACUUGCCCCGUGCGAUCUACCGGACACUCUUUAGACCAGUGCCCUUCUUUCCCGCACCGAUAGCAGCCGCUCUUGUCUCCCAUCCCAGGCGCAGUCCUGAGCCGACUGGUGGACAACUGCACGUGCAUCCGCUUGCCUUUAAGAAACAGACGCAAGAAUGGUUGCUAUAAUAAACUGAUGCCACAUGGAAAACCACAAGAUUUGUAACAAAACAAAGCAUAUUAGAUCUUGACCUAAAAUGUAUCAAGACAAGCAGACCGAUUCACCCCCUCAGUACAUCUAACCAGAUAGCUACAACUAUUGAGCAUUCUGCCCAUAAGUCAAACCAACAACUUUACCCGUCAGCUUUUACGGGAUACUGGUUCCUCACUGUCUACUAAGAUUUACCUACAUGAAGUGGUGCAGAGCCCCAAGAACAGACAGAACUCCCAAGAUCUCCAGUGAUUGUAUCUGACUUGGAAUGGUUAUUGAUGCAACUCUGUAAGGAAACAUCCUGACAAAUCCCAAGAUGAUUUUUCAGAAGGUAUCCAUAUAAUGAUUGUCAGAGCAGACCAGGAACACCACAACAUGAACUACCAUACUUAGCAAGAGGGUUCAAGUUCAAGAAAGUUACAUACAUUGGUAGCCCAUGUACAAUUCAAAAUGGUCUAUAAUCUCUGGCUUCUACUUCCAGGCCUGGUGAAGGCUGGGCAUUAGCAGAGAUGUACAAUAAGCUCAUACCACAGCAAUCUUAUCGCAGGCGAUUUGCAGAGAAGCUAAACAAAAAGGAGCCACAUGCCGACCAUCCAGGCCACAGGGGAGACCAGGAGAUGUUAACUGGCAGAAAGGGCACUGUUACUCCUAGCAAUGUCCAAAGAGAUCUUUAGCCCCCUUUUUAAAACACAAAGCCUGCAGCACCCGAUGGGAAAAAGUAGCAGGAUGUAUACAGAAGUCAUUGGCUCUGUGGACAAAGCAUUGCAGAACUAUUGCAUGUGCUUGUGGUUUUCCAUUGCUUAUGGUCAGGUUUGUGGAAAAACAUUUUCCUCUGACACCGAAGUCAGUGGGAGCUGCUCUGAAUGUCAGGCCACUUAUUUAGAUGCCUUUAUAGCAAUCUUGAUAUGCAAGUUUAGACUGUCAAGUUUAAAAGCACUAACCAAACUGUCAGGCAAUCUUGCCGUGCAAGUUAGCUAUAAGCCUUUGGAUCAUUAACAGUUUUGUAAGAGCAAUUUGCUCUUCCACCUCAAAUGAAAAAAGCUACACACACACACAAAAUUUCUCACACUGCAAGCACUUUGGCUGCAUGUUUAGUCUGUGAACCUAACCUAGAACUGUUUUCAGUAUCAGUGAGUCCCGCAGAACUCAGUGCUAGAUUUUUCUUUGGCAGUUUUCUUUGCCAAGAUGUCUCAGGUGAUUGCAUACAGCAAGUGAGCUUCUCCUUGCAGAGGAGGCAAUCUAUUCUAUUUAGAUUCUUUACCAUGCACCUUAGAACAGCAAGAAUGCUGUAACUGCAUGCUAGAUGUAGAUGAUGUACUACAAAGAAAGUGGAUUUGCCAGUUAGCCCAAAGCAAAGGAGCAUUUCAGACCAGAAACUGUCUACUUGUCACUCAAAGUUUUGACUGUAGGACAAGAGACUGAAUGUAGACACUACAAAAGGAGUUCUUGGUGUGAAACAGCCAAUACUUCAAGGAGCAUAAUGUAGGAAUCCUUGUGGCUUUGGUAUUAAGUUCAGAUUUAAGUACAGCACUUUUGCCAGCUAAACUGAAAAAUAUUUAAUUGUUUGAAUUACUGAGUUACUUGCUACUUUCAGUGAAUUAAAGCUAUUUAUUGAUCACCAUUCUUGUGCUUUGCAAUGUACAAAAGCAGAGGUGAGAAGAUCCCUCCAACCAGGUGACACUGAAGGAGCUUCUGCACAAAGCUGGAAGAGAAAAAAGCAUUGUAACCAUAACAUGCGACAUCUCCGACUUAGCAUCCGGCCCUCAGCAGCAUUCAGAGAGUCAGAGCCCAGAUUAUAUUCUACAUCAAGACACCAUUUCAGUUAGAUGUUACAGAACAUAAAUCACAACAGAAUCCAGUAAUCCUUUAGCCAGAAAGUCCAUAAAACAGUCCCAAUUUAACAGCACAAGUUGAUGGGUGACCUCUUGCCAACUUGACUUACCUUAAAUUACAGAGAUAUAGCCAGUGUUUAUGGUAGCAAAGCAACUUACCACUAUGGGACUUACCUGACAGAGGAGGACACCAGGCAUUCGCCCUCUACUGUGCUUCACAUCAAGUGAUUGAGACUGAUACUAAACAGGUAGCAAAGUGCUGUAGACUCAGGGCUGGAAAACUAUUUAUACAAUACUUGACUAUAGCAAGCUACCCAUGUCACUUCUGAAAAUAGGUCUUAAGAGGUUAAGUGACUUGGGCAUUUUUGAAAAUGUUACCCCUAGUGGUACUUGUGUUUUCAGAAGUAAUAAAGUAACUUCAUCUUUUAUAUAUUCUAGAUUUCCCACACACACUAAGGUGUAGUAUAUAAUAUUGGCAGCUCUGAAAACUGAAGUCACUUAUCUAUAAAACAGGUCUGGCACUAUCAGUGCCCACACAAUGUGCCAGCACCCCCACCCAGCCAACAUGUAUCAAUCCUGACCUGGAAGGCCACUUUGAAGAGAGGCGGGUUCAUCCUCUAGGGCCAGUUCAAUCUUUGGACUUUUCAAUAAAGCACCUGAAUGCAGUGUUUAUGAGAAGUGCACACUUGUUCAACAGGAAAUGGGCUGGGACCCACCAGCUUAUUUCAUGGGAAUAAUGGAAGUGCGAUGAGUAGGUUUGGAAGAAUUUGAUUUUUAAUCAGAAAACAUCUAUUUCACUGUACACAAGUGGUUCUCAAACUUUUAUACUGGUCACCCCCUUUCACAUAGCAAGUCCCCUUAUAAAUUAAAAGAACACUUUUUUAUAUAUUUAACACCAUUAUAAAUGCUGGAGGCAAAGUGGGGUUUGGGGUGGAGGAUGGCAGCUCACGACCCCCCAUGUAAUAACCUUGUGACUCUGUGAGGGGUCCCAACCCCCAGUUUGAGAACACCUGCUGUACAUAUACUAACCAGUGGAAAAAAUAUUUCCAUUGAUAAUUAAAAUUUACAGAUAGGAAACAUAAGAAAAGUGUUGCUUGAGAACUUAAAGAGUUUGAUUGAAGGAUAUUUACUUCGUAUAAUUUGACAUGUGAUGUUGACAGUUUGUGUUUUAACUGUUAUAAAUCUUUAAUGUUUUGAA
Messenger RNA from Dermochelys coriacea (leatherback sea turtle), 11993 nucleotides. Its product is annotated as RNA-binding protein 14-like. Gene Ontology annotation, biological process: mRNA splicing, via spliceosome. Gene Ontology annotation, cellular component: cytosol; nuclear speck. The transcript has 3 exons. Lineage: Eukaryota; Metazoa; Chordata; Testudines; Dermochelyidae. The coding region runs from base 337 to 852 and encodes 171 amino acids. The record is from RefSeq and is a predicted model, not a curated record. Gene Ontology annotation, molecular function: mRNA binding.